AGAGGAGAGGAAUCCGCAGGAGCGCAGCGAUGGAGCAAUUCUAGGGGAUAGCGGCGGAUUCCGCUGACCAAGACCAACGGACAGAGUCAUCUACAUGACCAAAGAAGCUACAGCGGCAACAAGAAACGCAACAAUAACAAUCAUGCAAUUUAAAUACAGACGAAUUUGAGGGCACCGCUUCUUCUUCAAGGUUACACCGCUUGAAGACGCCCCGCAACAUCCUCCUGUCGCAGAUCAGCCAGCGAUCCGUCACCGGUGACGACCAUGUCAGUGGAAGAGCAGGGCUAUCCCGACGCUAUGAUGCUGCUGGAGGCCGCGCCGGAGUGGCUGCGGGCCGAGAUCGAGCGUCUCUCCCGGGAGCUGAGUGAGACCACGAACGAGAAGAUCCAGGCGGCGGAGUACGGGCUGGCGGUGCUGGAGGAGAAGCAGCAGCUCAAGCAGCAGUACGACGACCUGGAGAUCGAGUAUGAGGCCGUCCGACAGGAGCUUGACCAGCUGAAAGAGGCCUUUGGACAAGCUCAUUCCAACCACAGGAAGGUGGCAGCAGAUGGGGAGAGUCGUGAAGAGUCUCUAAUCCAGGAGUCGGCCUGCAAGGAGGCCUACUACGAGCAGAGGGUCCUUGAGCUUCAAACAGAGCUCCGGCAGUCACGCAACAUCCUCACCAACACCCAGUCCGAGAAUGAACGCCUUAACUCCAUCACCCAAGAGAUGAGAGAGAACAGCCAGAUGGUGGAGCUCCAGAGGAAUCAGCUGCGUGACGACAUCAAGGAGUACAAGUUCCGGGAGAGCCGUCUGCUGCAGGACUACACCGAGCUGGAGGAGGAGAACAUCUCGCUGCAGAAGCAGGUCUUGGUGCUGAAGCAGAGUCAGGUGGAGUUUGAGGGCUUGAAGCAUGAGAUCCGUCGUCUCGAGGAGGACACCCAGUUCCUUAACAGCCAGCUGGAGGACGCCAUCCGCCUCAAAGAGAUCUCUGAGCGUCAGCUCAGCGAAGCUCUGGAGACCAUCAAGACUGAGCGCGAGCUGAAGGCUUCUCUGAGGAAGGAGCUGUCCCACUACAUGAGCAUCGGAGACACUCUGUACCACAGCCCCCUCAGCAUCUCUCUGGACGGUCUGAAGUUCAGCGACGAUGCGGCCACCGAGCCCAACAACGACGAGGCUCUCCACGGAUACGAGAACGGCUUCAUCAAGCUGGCCAACGCCAUCACCGACGACAACCGCAUCUCCACGCCCAAGAACGAAGAGCUGUUCCGUCCCGCGCCCAGCCUUGUCGACGACCUGCUCAGCGAACUUAACAUCUGCGAGAUUCAGAAGCUGAAGCAGCAGCUGAUGCAGAUGGAGCGCGAGAAGGUCAACCUGCUGUCCAACCUGCAGGACUCCCAGAAACAGCUGGAGCAGGCGAACGGCGCCCUGUCCGAGCACCAGGAGAAGGUCAACCGCCUCACUGAGAACCUCAACGCCAUCCGCAAGCUCCAAGCCAGCAAGGAGCGCCAGUCUGCCCUGGACAACGAGAAAGAGCGCGACAGCCACGAGGACGGCGAUUACUACGAGGUGGACAUCAACGGACCCGAGAUCCUGGAGUGCAAGUACAAGGUGGCCGUGUCCGAGGCAGGAGAGCUGAAGGAGGAACUGAAGACCCUGAAGGCAGAAUACCAGGCCUGCCAGUCACGCUACGAAGAGGAGCGCACCCGCCUGGAGAACGACGUCACCACGCUGGGAGAGAAGCUGUCAUCUCUGGAGAAGAGCAGUCGUACUGAGAAGGAAGAGAAGGCCAAACUGGAGAAGGAGCUGCGCAAGCUGAGUGACGUGGCGGGCGAGUCCCAGGGCAGUCUGAGUGUUGCUCAAGACGAGCUGGUCACCUUCAGUGAAGAGCUGGCCACCCUCUACAACCACGUCUGCAUGUGCAACAACGAGACCCCCAACCGGGUCAUGCUCGACUUCUACAAGGAGGGGAAAGGUGGUCGCAGCAGCCCGGAGGGCCGCGGGCGCCGCUCGCCCAUCCUUCUCACCAAGGGCCUGUUCCCCGAGCCCGGCAAGGCCGACCUCAGCGACGGAGUCCCUUCGCCGGUCUCCUCCCUGCCUUCCCCCGUGUCCGACCACCGGCGCGAGCCCAUGAACAUCUACAACCUGGUGGCCAUCAUCCGAGACCAGAUCAAGCACCUGCAGCUGGCCGUGGACCGCACCACGGAGCUGUCGCGCCAGAGGGUCGCCUCCCUGGAGCUCGGCGCCGUGGCCGACAAGGACAAGGAGGCCUGCAUGGAGGAGAUCCUCAAACUGAAGUCCCUGCUCAGCACCAAGCGCGAGCAGAUCGCCACCCUGCGGACCGUCCUCAAGGCUAACAAGCAGACAGCUGAAGUUGCUCUCGCCAAUCUGAAGAGCAAGUACGAGAACGAGAAGGCCAUGGUGACCGAGACCAUGAUGAAACUGAGGAAUGAGCUCAAGGCUCUCAAGGAAGACGCCGCCACCUUUUCCUCUCUCCGAGCCAUGUUCGCCACACGCUGUGACGAAUACGUGACGCAGCUGGAUGAGAUGCAGAGGCAGCUGGCCGCGGCGGAGGACGAGAAGAAGACCCUCAACUCGCUGCUGCGGAUGGCCAUCCAGCAGAAGCUGGCCCUGACGCAGCGCCUGGAAGACCUGGAGUUCGACCACGAGCAGACCCGCCGGGGGGGCAACUCCGGCCGGGCCAAGGCGCGCAAGGCCGCCGGCGGCACCGCCGGCAACCCCCACGUAAGUCAGAGUCUCACCUGCUCUGGCCUGCCGGAGCUCAACAACUCCAUGCCCAACGGCAUCCUGGGAGGCCCCGUGGUUUUCUGCAGUGAGAAGUACAAGAUCUACUGCGACUGAGGCGGCUGCAAACGUCCGCACGGGACUGCUGUGUACAGAGGGUGGGGGGGGGGGGGGGGCGCCGCGCGCGCGCGCCGAACCCUCCCCGCCUUAGUGUUAAAGAGCCCCACUCGCUCGCUUUAGCUCCCUGGCCGGCCCGCGCUGUGUGACUAACCGGCUGCUCGUGUGUGCUAGUGUAAACGCUUAGGGGAAUGCAGAUGUAUGUACAGUGUGCACUAGACGUUUGGACUGUAGUAGACAUAUACGGCAUGUGGAAUAUAGGGCCCCCGGUUAUAUUGGGGGGGUGUAGUGGGUGUUCUGGAGUGUCUAUUCUAUCCGCUGUCAUGGUGCUGUACGUAUGAUGUAAAAGGUGGCAGCUUCUGUGCUCGUUCGUUCUGACCCCCUGAGUGGCUUGCCUAGUAACAUUAACACAUCUUUGAGGGGGGGGGGGAUGGAGACAUGUGAAGAGGAUGUCAUUGAAAGAGACGAAAGAUGACAUCCUCUGUUGUUUGACUUGUCUGCUGGCAUCGGUGCUCCUUUGGAAAAGAGAAAAAAAGCCCCCCGCCGCUCCCUUGCCUCUCCGUCCUGGCGCCCCCAGGACCGGCCUGCGCUCAGCGGCCCACUCUCUAACGAAAUGUUUACAAUAAGAAAAUAAAAGAAUCGAAAAUAUGCAAGCUCCCUCUGCCUUCCGGCUAGGGGAGCAUCAAUGUGAUUCAACUCAGAAAUUCAGAACUCAUCCGUGGGCUAUUGGUAUUGCGAUGGCAACGUCCGGGCAGAAAAGGAGCACCUGUGACCACGGGUGUUUAUUUCAGGAUCAUUUUAAAAGCUGUGAUGCUAGCACACCAAUCCUGUAGGGUCUGUAGAAUCGCAUGGCUUUUGCAGCUGAAAACGCUUCUGAGCUUUUUCUAACCUUUUUUUUUUUUUUUUUUUCUGUCGUCGAGCGCGUGGUACAAGACAAGCUCCUGUACUGCAGGGCUCGGCGUUGUAAGAUGAAGAGUUAUUUGGUGUCUGGUGAAAUACAGGAGGGCUGUCUACUCCAUGUGACCCAUUACGUUGCGAUGGAUUCUCUCAGAGCCAUAUUGCAAGAGGCGGAAAGGAAGUUUGACAAAUCGAUCUCCACAUCUAAAUUAAGUGCACUUCAGCAUAUAGGUGCCUCAGGUUCCUGCUUCUGUUAAAACGGACACAAAGAUUACUGUGAACAGAGAUACAAUAUAGUUUUGAUCAAAGAAGAUUUUUUUGUAAGAAAAAUAUGGAGCAAAUCCUCGAAGAGCACAAAUCAAACACAAAGAAACUCACAUCUGGACAAUAAAUCUGCAAACGAAAACCUGGCGAAAGUGCCUGUCAACCCCAAACACUUGAUAUAUUUAUCUAUCUAUCUGUUGAUGUAAAGCCCCGUCCUCCUGUUUCAGCUUCAGCUAACAACCUUCUUUGGCUUCCUUUCCCCCGUCUGCCCUCUGCUCUAUUUUUAGAAGCUUGCUGAGAGCUCCCGAAUAAUUUUCUGUGUGGCUGAAACCUGUUUUUUCCCCCCUCAUGUCUCUAACCCGUGUCUCGUCACCCGGUCACGAUGACGACUUUCUCUCUCGUAGAUUGUCAGCAGCUUGCUCCCCCAGCAUCACCACUCACCCUUUAACUAGAAAGAGGAAAAACGGGGAAAUUUGCCCUCUGAAUAAUUUUGUCAGGUAACGUCCUCGCAUACGCUGUGUUUUCUGACCGAUUAUUAUUUUUUUGCCUGUGUGUAAAUCUCAGUGUUGAAAUGAAGAGCCCUCAUAUGUGUGUGUGUGUGUGUGUGUACUCUGAGUUUAACCACUGCAAAUGGAGGGCGUCUUUUCUUUUUUUUUUUUUUUUCCUUUGUCUUUCGGUGUGUGAGGACAAAGCAAUGUACUGUUUUAGUAUUGACAAUAGCUUUAAACCCUUGCAAGCUAGUAUUACGCAAAUAGGAAAAAUAUGAGUGGGGCUUGUGUUUAAUACAUCCAUGUACUGCUUGUGGAUCAUAGACACAUUAGCUUUAUGAUGCAGAAAGCAGGGUUGAUGUGAGGAAAUCCUGCAAGAUUUAUACGAACUUUGCAUUUUCUACGACUAAGCUAUAUAUUGAACUCUAUAUUCUUAAUGUGAUCCUAUUCAGGUUGCAAUCUUGCAGGAUGCUACGACAGUAUUUCUUCCUCUUGAUGACAAAUAGAAUGAACAAGUCGUCAACCCUGCUUGACACGUGCAUCCGUAAGCCACAGCACACAGCAUGGAGACAAGGCUAAUCGUACACGUUAGAGCAAAAAAGAACAAAAAAAAGAAAAUAGAGAAAAAACAACCUCCCGAGAGGUCACUCACUCUUCUGUUUGAGAUUCACCUAACUUAACAAGUGCGAUAUAUUGUGUUUCUAUCGGUUUGCGCUGACAGAAUAGGUUCGGGGGAGUAGAGGAGGGAGAUCUACCCCUGUUGUAAACCAGCUCCUGGAAAAGGAGAUAAGAGAGCUGGACACGAUGGUGAAGAAAACCAGAUGUCUGGCCGAUACCGGCGAGACAUUAGCCCAGGAUUCUCCCCAGGGAGAAACUCCUGCUGACAUUUGGAGGAAAAAAAAAAUAGAAGAAGAAGAAAGCCUGUUUCUUGGUCAAACAGUGGACAUUGAUUCAAAUUAGCUGAGGCGACGACCCUUUUCCCCUGUACAGGUUUUGUGGAUUCAGUGAGCAAUAGAUAGAUCCCAGGAUGUGAUAGUGACUAGAAACCCCCCCUCCCCAGGAUAGAUGAGCUCCCACUUUGCUCCAUCUACUUUGAAAUCAAUGUCCGGCUAACCUGGCGCCGUUGCAACGCGCCGCCUGAAACUCUCCUCCUACCUCUGCCUGCAGGCUCCUCCCACGUCACCUCUUAAGUUUUCUGUCACACGUUGCAUCUCGUUUCUGAUUUCCUCAUAAGCCUGCAUGUCUCAGACAUAAGCCGUUGCUCUUCAGCUUGCAUGGUCGGUGUGUGAGAGACUAUCGUGUCUCCUGAGGGACGCGGCUCCGCUCCGUCCUGACGUGUGAGAGAUCUUGGUACUUGUGAGUCAUUGGCUUCCUAACUUCAUCUGCAAAAUUUAACUUGUGGCGGUUGCGCUUUCCCGCCAUCGGCUCCUCUCAAACAUAUCGACGGCGUCGAUAUUUUUUUUAUUUUUUUUUUUUGGCGCCUAAUAACUUUGCUGUGUGCUGCUUCGACUAACUCCGGCCGCCACCUGCCGCCGGCCGCCUCUAACAAGCCGCUCUCCAGUGACCCAGAAUGCUAACGAUGCUUAUCGUCUGUUUGUUUCUCCAUUUUUGCAGUAAUUACAGUAAUUCUGCGCCGGCGACGACGUACCGACACGAGGUCUGUUGUGGCGGCUGAUUGGCACGGGCGAAAAGCGUUAGCACCGUAGGCUAUUUGGACUCGAUAAACUACAAAACAAAGUGAAAACACAAAACAGAAUACACUGAUUUUUAAGUCCAAAUGAGUUUAUCUCAUUUUGCUUUCGAAUACUAAAAAAAAAAGCACAUUUUAACGACACUGCCUUGUUACUUUAUUGCGUGCAGCUGCUGUGGAAGCCGAUUCCUCACAAGUCCAAUGAAACAAAGAGUGUGAUUGGCUGAUAAAACCCUCCAGGGGACACGGGGUUGUUUCUCAACAUGAAUCACAAGCUGUUUUAUUUGGCUUAAGUGUUUUUUUUUUUCUUUUUUGUUUAUUAUUUUCAUAAUAUGUGCACUUUCAUUAUAUAGGAAUUUUAACGUACUAUUAUUAACCAGUAGGAAAAGCAUGGUAGUACUAUGGUUUGUGAGUUAUCCAGUUUAGACUAUGAGACUAUAGGAUGAGACGUCCUCCUCAAUUUAAAUUCAAAGCUACUUUUUUUGCUCAAAGUAAAGGCUCCACAAACCACAAACGUACUAUGAUGACUCUGUCCUCAAGAUUUUAUCCAUCAAGUAAUCAUUCUGAUGUUUUGUUACAUAUGUUAAGCUGUUCUUUUUGUGUUUGUUCUACUGCCAUGUUCUACACAAGAAAAAAAAAAAUCCAGGGUGAUCAAAUUCUGGGGUUUUUUCAUGUAUUUAUUAUUCCUAGGAAUAGUUCAAAAUUUACAAGAUGAAACUUGACGACGCUCUGACUAAAGUAGGUAAGUUGUGUUCCGGGAAAGAAUUGAGUGGCACGACGCGCUUUUUCUUUUCCCGAGCUUCUUACCGAAGGGCGUCCCACUGAAACGGGGUCACUGGCUCACAGAAUUCUCUGCAAGGGCGACGAUUAAAAUUCCAAAUUGGAAUUGUUUCAUUCUCUCUUCGUUUUAUCGUGCCGAAUCUCGGCACACCGUUUAGGUCGAAAAGAAUCAAGACUGGGAAGGAAGGCAGGCCGCCUCUGAGAAAAGGCGUUUGCUGGGGCCGUGGCGUCUCCCAGCGAGCGCCGGGGUUUUGCUUUUGGUUUGUUUAGCUCUUUGUUUCUGACCAGUAGUGCCUUUCAUUGUUUCAAGGGAGAAUCUUAGGCUAGUGUUUUGUGUUCCUGUUUUUUAUAGGUGAGGACUUUGGGUUCAACUGUGAGCAGCAAUAAGCGCAAAAGGGAAUUUGCCCCUUUUUUGCAUGAGUGAGAUAUUAGUUUUGAAAUUAGCUCAAUAAAACUGAAAUUGCAUUGAAUUCUGCAGGUCAGUGAUCCACUCAAUAAAUUCAGGGGUAUUAAGAAAAGGUUGGUUUUUUUUGUUUGUUGUUGGGUUUUUUUUUGUUUUUGUUUUUUGUUUUGUUUUUUAAAUCAAACUUUGGGAACCAAAAGAAAUCCCUUUGGCCUCCUGUUAUUGAACAAAUGACUCCAAGCAUCUGUAAUGUGUUGGGGUAGCUCAGUGUACUAUUGGAAACAUCUAUGUAUCUCUAGCUUUGUUUGGUGAAGGUAAUGUGUUAUCAAUAGUAUUGUUGAAAAAAUGUGCAGAGAGCGCAUUUUGUCUUUCCUUUUUUUUCCAAUUUCAGUUUUGUUUGUUUUUUUAUUACUCUUGAAUUUUUUUCUUUUUUCUUUUUUUCUUUUUUUUUUUACAUCAUCUUUAAGCAUUAUGUUUUCAGGAAACAGAAAACAAAUCUGGCAUCAACAAGCUUGAAUAGUGCCAUGAUAGCCAAUGCUUGUUUGUUGAGGCAUUAAAGUUACCAAUAUGGUUUGAGAAGCUAAAAGAAAAAGUGCAAUUUAGAUGCUGUUUUACAUUUAUAAAAAGAAAGAGACAAAGUUUUCUGUUUGCUGGAAGCGAUAGCAUUGUGAUAAUAAAGAUUAGCUGUGCAAACUUUAUAUUGUCAUAUUGUGUUUCAGUAUUGAUCCAUAAUAAGAAUUUGAUAUCUUUAUAUGAAAAUAACAACUUCACCUGUAUGUUGGUAUUUAUUUGAAUUGUCAUGCAGUACUGUAUUCUUAUCAAUAAUGUGCAUUAUGAUUAGUGGCAUAUUGAUUACGACUAAAUGUCAUAUGCAUGUUUCUCAGAUAUGGGACCUUUACACAGAAUUGAAAACAAACAUGGAAAACUUUUGUCAGGGUGGUUAAAAAUUUAAAAAAUGGGGUGGAAAAAAAAAAUUAAAAGAGAAAGUUGAGUCUAAUGUAUUACUGCUGAACUAAUCCUCUGGAAGUGUUUUGUUUGUUUUCUAGCUGAGAGGUGGUAAGUCUGUGUAAGGGUAGUCAUACUGGCUAAAAUCAAUAAAUGUGACUUAAGUU
Messenger RNA from Salarias fasciatus (jewelled blenny), 8475 nucleotides. RefSeq names its product protein bicaudal D homolog 2-like. Gene Ontology annotation, cellular component: Golgi apparatus; cytosol. Gene Ontology annotation, biological process: regulation of microtubule cytoskeleton organization; microtubule anchoring at microtubule organizing center; protein localization to organelle. NCBI's taxonomy places the organism in Eukaryota, Metazoa, Chordata, Actinopteri, Blenniiformes, Blenniidae. The transcript is spliced from 10 exons. Bases 265 to 2841 code for a protein of 858 amino acids. The record is from RefSeq and is a predicted model, not a curated record. Gene Ontology annotation, molecular function: cytoskeletal adaptor activity; dynein complex binding; dynactin binding.